Planococcus citri (citrus mealybug) is the source of this 1453-nucleotide messenger RNA. Its product is annotated as palmitoyltransferase ZDHHC16B. The coding region runs from base 192 to 1295 and encodes 367 amino acids. Gene Ontology annotation, molecular function: palmitoyltransferase activity. Gene Ontology annotation, cellular component: Golgi apparatus. The record is from RefSeq and is a predicted model, not a curated record. NCBI's taxonomy places the organism in Eukaryota, Metazoa, Arthropoda, Insecta, Hemiptera, Pseudococcidae. The transcript has 9 exons. Gene Ontology annotation, biological process: protein palmitoylation.
UUUUUUUUCGAAAGUUGAGCUUUUUGAACAGCUGAUGAUGAGAUAACUGGAAUUUCAGAAUGGAUUUUUGUGGUUUUUUUGGAAGUUUUGCAUUAAAAUAAAUGAUAUUGGCAGUGGUUUAAUUGUUGGAUCGUUUAAGGUCAUAAUGCUGAGUCGGUUUACAUCGUCGAUCAAAUUUCCACCUCAACAGAAUGAUGAAUAUCAGGGCGUGGAUUGCUAACAAGAAGGACAUCAUUAGAAUAUACGUCGGUAGCUUAUUUUACAAUGAGCAAUGUAAUUGGGAUUAUGUGUUUGAUGUUGCUCUUUCACCGGUAUUCUGGUUCAUCGAUAAUUACGCCGGAAAGCUCGGAAAAAGUUUCGUAGUGUUAUGUUGCUUGCUGAUGGGAUGCAUCACAGUGAUAAGUUACUGGAUAGGAUUGCCAUUUUGGUGGGAAAAAAAUCCUACAGCUGCGGUAUUGUUGUUGAUAAUUGGUAACUGGUUGAUGAUCAACUGCGCCUUUCAUUACUACUUGGGUAUUGCGUGUAAUCCUGGAUAUCCUCCGGAUAACACAUUUUUCGAGUUUGUCGCCAGUAUUUGUAAAAAAUGUAUACAACCUAAACCACAUCGAACUCAUCAUUGCUCAGUGUGCAAUCUUUGCAUAUUACAAAUGGAUCAUCAUUGUCCUUGGUUGAAUAAUUGCGUGGGCCAUUUUAAUCGUCGAUACUUCUUUAUGUUCAUGGUGUACAUAGAAAUAAGCGUAUUAUUUCUGAUCACAUUCGGAGUAGAAAUCGCUUACAACGAGGUUUGGUUGCAUUUCAUGUCCUCCGGCGAAGAACAAGAUCUCUACGGUUAUCCGGUCCAAGUUAAUACUUCUUUACCCAAAGACAAAUGGGUCGUAGAACCUACACGGGCUGAAAGUGACUAUGUGAUUUCCGAAGAGAAGUAUAAAUCGUUGAGACGUCGAGCAAUCCUGUUUACCGCAAUCAUUUGUUUAGGAGUAGCCAUCGCCAUAGGUACUUUAUUGGUGAAUCAUUUCAAAAUGAUUUCUAAAGGCGAAACUAGCAUCGAAAAACAUAUUAAUGAAACUGAACGUAAAAAAUACGCAGAUCGAAACAAGGUUUAUGUAAAUCCUUACGAUUUCGGAUUCUAUAAAAAUUGGACAAUUUUCUUUGGCAUCGAAAACGGAUCUGGAAGGUCUUGGAGACACGUCGUAUUCCCCUCGGCUCAUCAACCAUUCGGCGAUGGUAUCAUUUGGCCGAAUAUUCAUUCCACCGAAUCGGAAUGGAGUAAUUUCUUCCAACUUAAACAUCAGUAAUUUUACUAUACCAUUACGAUAAAUACCAUCGGCUCAAUCGUUCUAGUCAAGAAUGUAAUUUAUAUUUUAAAAAAAAUCUUUUAUUAUUUUUUUUUCAUCGUUUUUAAAUUUUUAUAAUCGUAAAAAUGGCACAUAGAUAAAUAAAAAGUUACAUUUAA